GAGUCAGAAUAUUAACUUUCUUAUUGUUUUAUUUAUGUGGCGAUGUUUUUGUUCAUGGGGUGCAAACAAUCAAGGAUAUUUCCAUUUAUUCUUUUAAUUAUUUUUCAUGUUACUCUCGGACAAAACAUGAAACAUCUUGCGAUGUGUUGAGAUCUUAUUAAUCCCAGUUUCUUGGUCAAUUGGGAGAAAGUUCCCAGGAAUGUUUGCUGAUUAAGUCACACAAAACUCUUAAUAUUUCUAUUAAAAUGAUCAAAAUAAAAAACCGAAAAGCAAAGAAAAAUCUCUACAAGGUUUAGUGUGUAGAUUUUAUUGAUGGGCUGAGUUGUAGCAAAAAAACUAAACAAAUACAACCAAAACCAUGAGCAGCUCUUCUGCUUUACUUCCAAUGAGCUUAAAGGUGGAAUUAAAGUUUGGAUUAUUGGAAAGAAGAAACGUACGAUGGCGUAUCAGUGCCAUGUAGAAAGGAAAAAAGAAGCAUAUUUUUGCCAAAAAACUCAAAAUAUAAGAAAUUAGCUAGAAAAAAAAACGUUGAAAUUUAUGAGUUUCAAAAGUUGAAAAUGUACUAGAAAGAGAACGACAUUUUGAAUUCAAUCUAAAAAAUAUUCCAAUUUUUUUUUUUUUCAACUUUAGGAAAUCUUCUUAAACUUCCUCUUUCUUUUUAAUUGAUCUCAUAUUUUCGACUUCUUAAACUCAUAAAUUGCCUAUUUUUACUAUAAGAUUUCUGAGAUUAAUCUCAAAAUGUCUUUAUUUAAAUCACCGCUCCAGCCCCGUUUUCUGUCUAUAAUGGCCCAGAAAUACCUUCACAGUUUUCUGUGAAAAAUCAGCCGGACUGUGAUCCUCCAACGUGUCCUGCUUCGCGUCGUUCUGGGAUUUGUAGUCCCUUUAGUGACCACGUUCGGUACAUCUGCAUCACUUCCGGUUUCCUUAAAGAACUACAAGCGGCCCGGCGGUGCUCUGAGGAAAACAGCGGAGGUUUUCCGGUUGGGAACCAAAAUGCUGGCCGUCCUGCCGGCGCUGCUGCUGCUGCUGCUGCUCAGCUCCAGGUCGGCCUGCGGCGUCUUCCAGAAGCUUUACUGCAGCUUCUCAGACAGCUGCGACUGCGACUUCAAGCCCAACAUCAGAGACUUGGAGUGGGACCUGUACAAGAAUGUCUUCGGUCAGCACCUGGCCCAGGACCUGGUCGCAGAAGAGGUUUCCAGGUUCCUCCUCAAUAAGAGCCCGGAUCGGCCCCUGGUUCUGUCCUUCCACGGCUCCUCUGGGACCGGGAAGACGCUGGUCAGCACCAUGCUGGGGAACCACCUGUACGGCUCGGCCAUGAGCAGCCCCUUCGUCCACCAGUUCGUCCCCGCGCUCCACUUCCCUUCAGCCGAGCGCGUCGCUCAGUACCAGAAUCUGCUGGUUUUGAAGCUGUGUUGCUCUGGUUGGCAGGCGGAGCUGAAGAACUGGGUGAAGGGAAACCUGACGGCCUGCUCGCGCUCCGUCUUCAUUUUUGAUGAGAUGGAGAAGAUGCCUGUAGGCCUGAUCGACGUCCUGGAGCCGUUCCUGGGUCCGUCCCACGUUGUGUUUCGCACCAACUACAGGAAGGCCAUCUACGUCUUCAUAAGCACCGCGGGACAGGAGGCGAUACACCAGCUGGUUCUGGAGAACCGGCGGGCUGGACGGGACAGAGACGAGAUCAAACCGUCCGACCUGCAGGAAGUCGUCCAGCAAUCGGUUUACAGCAACAAAACCAGUGGGCUCUACCUGUCCAGCAUCGUCCAGCAGAAUCUCAUCACUCGCUUCGUCCCCUUCCUGCCGCUGACCCGGACCCACGUGGAGCGCUGCGUCCGCGCCCAGCUCUGCCAGCGCGGCAGCUGUAACCGUGACGACGUGGUGGAGGCGGUGGGAGGAGACAUGACCUAUGACCCCGCAGAGGGACACUACUUCUCCACCACGGGAUGCAAGGCGGUCGCUGCGAAGAUCAGCUUCUUCCUGUGAGCCCCAGCCGGACGGUUCUGGUUCCACUGGGAGGAAAACGCCUCCGAUCCGCUUUCAGGACGCAGGAUUUGAACCGACGACCCGAUGCUCAUGGGUAACCGGAGGGAAAAAUGUGAAGGCAGAAAGCAGCAGGAGGAAACAAACCGCAGCAGCAGAGUUUGGUGGCUGCUGCCUCUUCUGGGUCUGAACCAGGAAUCCUGUCUACCAUGGAGAUGACAGACAGAAAAACUCUGAAGUUUACAGAUUCAUCCAAGAAAUUUCUGAGCUCCAAAAGUGAAAAAUUCAAAAAUCUGAA
Molecule: messenger RNA, 2272 nt
Organism: Xiphophorus hellerii (green swordtail)
Lineage: Eukaryota; Metazoa; Chordata; Actinopteri; Cyprinodontiformes; Poeciliidae
Gene: tor2a
Product: torsin family 2, member A
Exons: 5
Coding region: 994-1977 (327 amino acids)
Cellular component (GO): nuclear envelope; endoplasmic reticulum lumen
Molecular function (GO): ATP hydrolysis activity; ATP binding
Source: RefSeq, a predicted model, not a curated record